This is a messenger RNA of Passer montanus (Eurasian tree sparrow), 1283 nucleotides long. RefSeq names its product serine/arginine repetitive matrix protein 3-like. Lineage: Eukaryota; Metazoa; Chordata; Aves; Passeriformes; Passeridae. The coding region runs from base 212 to 1177 and encodes 321 amino acids. The transcript is spliced from 2 exons. The record is from RefSeq and is a predicted model, not a curated record.
UGUGCCGCUCCGUGGUGCGGGGUCUCGGCCCCGCCGCGUCGGCCCAGGGUCCCGGCGGCAGCCCCCGGCUGCCGUUCCGCAAGGCGGCCUCCUCUUCGAUCAUCAUGGGGGUGACGGGCGGACGCUUCUCCCGCUUCUCCUCCAGGGCCAUCACGGCAGCGCCGCCCCCGCCUCCCGCGGGGCCGCGGGCACCCGAGGGGGCCCCGAAAGCAUGGGAGACUCCGAGGCAGGGGGGCCCUCGGCCCGCGUGGGACGCACGGUCUCUCACUUCCCAACGAGCCGCAUCACCCUGGCCGCCGGGAGCCCCGCGGGGGAGCAGCCCUCGGGGAGCGGAACGGGACGAGGUCGGGUCGGGUCAGGCAAGAGGCGGCGGGCGCUCCCCGCCGUCCGGCUGCCGGGUCACGGCGCGCAGGCAACUUGUGCGGCUUCUGCGGGGCACUUCAGCACAUGCCGCCGAGCGCACCUCGGCGCCAGGGGGGAGGGCUCUGCCGCCCCGGCCCCCCCGCUAGCGCCGCCGUCCGCAGGGAGCUCUCUUUCCCCCGCGUCCCGAGCCGCCGGGGCCGGGGUCGGGCUCCUCGCCCGGCCCCGGCAGCGCCCGAGCCAUGCGCGCCCCCGGGGNGCCGCCGCGCAGGUCGGCCCGUCCCCGCGGGGCUCGCCCGGCACCGGGGGGCGGUGGCACCGGACAGCGGCGCGGGCCGGGCCCGUCCUCCUCCCGCUCCUGAUAGCGGGUCAGGCUCCGGAGAGUCGCUCCUCUUAUUUUCUCUUUCCUGUCUCCUGCAGGUACAGAGCAAUCUCCCGGCUGGCUCGAGCAGAGGCGGCUAUAUAUAGGCACCGGGGAGAGGCGAGGGAAGGGAAGGGAAAGGAUGGGAAGGGGGAGAGGCGGGCAAGCCCCGCCGCCCCUCGGCUUCAGCGGCUGCUCCGGCUGCCGGCGGUGACGGCGGCGCCCCGGGGGAGCGGGCGGGGGCGGGAGGCGGGGGCGACGCGGGGACGAGGGAGGCUUUUCUCCAGUGUGUCACACGCGGCGGCUCCGGGGGAGGUCGCUGAGGCGGCGGAGGGAGCCCCGGCCGGGGCGGGCGGAGGGCGAGGGCCGGGCUGCGCCGGGAGUGGGGACGCUGCAAAGCCUCCGAGCCGCAGGACUGCCCGGGAUUACACACCAGUGCGUGUGCUCUCCACAUAAAUAUUGAAUGUCCUUACUGUGUCAUAUUUAUAGAGACUUAAUAAAGAGCCGCCGACUGUGUGUUUGAACGACAAUAGUGCUGUCAUACUAACGUGAGGAUGGAGCU